Truncatella angustata is the source of this 2767-nucleotide messenger RNA. RefSeq lists its product as uncharacterized. Lineage: Eukaryota; Fungi; Ascomycota; Sordariomycetes; Amphisphaeriales; Sporocadaceae. The record is from RefSeq and is a predicted model, not a curated record. The transcript has a single exon. The coding region runs from base 200 to 2326 and encodes 708 amino acids.
UGCCUCGCAUAGGCGGUCCACAUCCUCGAGAUUUCUCUCGGAGCCACAUAUCGAGGUUGUGCGACCACCAUAAGGACCGACAGCCGCGGUCUUCGGGUUGCCAGAGCCAGUAGAGCGACUCAACCUCGACAUUGGCCUGACCAGCCCCAGGAGUACUGCAUAUUCGAGGCCCUGGUCGAGGAGCUUGCAAGCAGCCAACAUGGAAUUGUCUGAGCCACUCAUGGACUGCAACUUCCCGGAGAUGCUGGCCGGGGACUUGGGUCGUUCAGCAGAGGUGUUCAAGUCGAAGAAUUUAACUGCUGGGGCGCCCACAGUUUCGCUGUCAGAAGCUGGAGUUAGGAGAGAGCGGCGUGGUUCACUUCAGGAUAGGUCGUCGCUGCCGUUUUCGUCGCAGGCUCGAGAUAUCUUAUCGCGAAUGAAAUCGCUGCAGAUGGUGAAUCAGGAUUGCUAUUCGCAGGUAAUGGCGUCUAUCAAUGUCGAGUCAAGGAAGAGCAUCGAGACGAUCGCUUCUGAAUCGUCGGGCGGAAUGGAGCCACCUUCAAUUGCAGGGCGUGGCGUGUCAAUCACUACUGCAGCGACCUCAGUGUCUGGUUGUGGUUCAACUGGCAGAACUUCGCCGAGCGACAAGUCCAAUUCACCCACUGACAAGAUUUCAAUCUCCAAUCGCAGUUGGGUGGACCUAGAACUGGAAGACAAUGACAGCACCGUCAAUGACCAUCUGAAGGUAGCAAACAACAACUUCCUCCUCAACCUGGAGAGGUGCCAUUCUUUAGGCAACCUCAACCCGCCAACAAUACCAGAAUCACCAAAAUAUCUCGGCGAGCCCCGCAGCAUGUCGAUGACCACGAGAAUGGCUUCUCGCCGAGCUGCAGAUCCCUUCACGGCUUUCAGCUCGCCGACAAAAACCUCCAGGCGCCCGAAAAAUCAGCAAGAUGCUCAACCCAUCGAAGGCAACCGCUUGAUGCAACCAACCGAAUUUCCUACAAGGCGCUCAUCAUUAAGCCAUGCUUCCCUAGAGUUAUUACAAUUACCUCAACCACGAAUUGUUCCACGAUCUCCGCCUUCCCCAAUCCAGCUCGUUCCCAGCAAUGUUUCGCAACGCCACCUACACCCAAAUGUAACACCAGUCCGGCCGCCCUCCUCUGGGAGAGGUCUGAAUCGUCAGAUGGUCAGGGAAGAAGAGGAAGAGGAGGAGGAGGAGGCGCGCAGCAUGCUAUCAUUGAGCGACGAGGAGGAGGAGGAAGACAGUCUGAUGGAUCUCACAUUAAUGACCCCGCAGGAUAAGAUAAAGGUCGCAUCGCCUGCCAUUGUCUCACCGUUGGCGGAUAUUGAGCAGUGGGUAGAUCAGAGCAGCACCGAGCUCUCGCAUUCGCAUUCAUCUCACCCGACCAAGGAUUUUCAAGGAUCGCGCAUCCCAAUCGCACCUGAGGUCCUCGACACACUUCGAGUUUCUGUGGCAUGCUUUCCUGAGACGAUGCUUCUCUGCUCCAGCCUCUCAAUCGAAACAAUCCGAGGGAACUCCAAAAAAUUCAGAUUCCGUACUCCUAAUCACAACACCGCCUCUCAGGUAUCGUUGAAUCUGCAAGACAAUCCUGCCAAGUCGUCCAAAUGGAAGUGGCUCCCUACCAAGAAGAUCUCCGAGCACAGUCCGACAAAGCUUGAGUUUCAAUCGAGGUCUUCCAUAGACCCGUUGGGUGAAACGGCAGGCACGCGCUCAGAGUGUCCAGAAUGGUACGCCAUCAAGAAUAUCUUUCCCACUGGGACCGAUCAUCUUUGUGACGCACUCUAUGCACACAUUUUGGCAUACAAUUACAUUACCUCGAUAUGCCCGCGUUCUGCCGUUGUUAUCCCAGCAGCACGCCCCGUCUCCAAGCAGUCCAGUCAUCCCAGCAUAUCUACAGUUUCGAACAUUUCUUCCCGAAUAUCUGAGCUGUCGGCACCGCGCUCCGGUAGCAACGGGAUCCCCACAAAAGCUGCGACGCUCCUCGGUCUUCAAACCGACCCUUCGACCACGAUUGCACCACCUAGGGAAACACCUGCCACAAGACCAAGCACCCUACGUGGCAAAACUUCCUUUUUGAAGGGACGACGAGAGAACGCUAAGUCAUUCGUUCCCAUCAACAGUCGUACUGCGGAUGAUCAUGAUCAAUCACUCAAAGAUCUUCGGUUGGGCCUGGCCAAAUGUAUCGCACGACUUGUCGGUACUCUACGAUUGGCAUCCAGCGAGGAUUUUAGCACCUCUUCCAAGCCUGUCGACGGCAAGGACAUUGACUCGAUGUUCAUCCGUGCCUUGUGCGAGGUAGUCAGAUGUAACGAAGAGCGGUGAUGUCAUGGUGAAUUUUACUAGCUUGUGUCGCCCCUGGGCCGGGUGCAGAAACAUGAUCUUUCGAUUCGGUUAUGCGUUACUUUCACCAUUAUUAUGAGCUUAUAUGCUUUCUAUUAUGCAUCCUAUGAUAAAUCAUCUCCACAAAAAGAUGUGGUUUGUCCAGGUAUCGACUCUCGAUGUUCCGGAACCAGGGUUUCUUUUGUCAUAAUGAGGAGACAAACAAGGAUAGAAAAGAAAUCAGGCGAUGAGGCGUUGAUGGCGGCCACACCGCUGGCAAAUGGUUUUCCCCCUCUGCGGUAUAUACCCCUUUGCGUUAUGAGGCUUUACAUUAUUUUCGUUACUCGCAGAUAGGUUGUACGAGUAGUAUCACAGGCUUAGUUAGAUUGCACAUCGCAUGACAAUCUUUAUUGGCUUACUUGCCAUAAACAUCUUUUCUGGGCC